Eremothecium gossypii ATCC 10895 is the source of this 708-nucleotide messenger RNA. RefSeq names its product palmitoyl-(protein) hydrolase (gene TML25). Gene Ontology annotation, molecular function: carboxylic ester hydrolase activity; palmitoyl-(protein) hydrolase activity. The record is from RefSeq and is marked provisional. The transcript has a single exon. The coding region runs from base 1 to 708 and encodes 235 amino acids. Gene Ontology annotation, cellular component: cytoplasm. Gene Ontology annotation, biological process: protein depalmitoylation. NCBI's taxonomy places the organism in Eukaryota, Fungi, Ascomycota, Saccharomycetes, Saccharomycetales, Saccharomycetaceae.
AUGUCUGCAACUGCUCCUAUCAGAAUCGCGGCUCGUGCGCAGCCCGCCAAGUACGCGUUCAUCAUCUUCCAUGGCCUCGGCGACAGCGGUGCCGGCUGGACGUUCCUGGCCGAGUACCUGCAGCGCGACCCGGCACUCGCAAGCGCGCAGUUCGUGUUCCCGACAGCGCCGGUGCGCCCGAUCACGGCGAACAACUUCGCGCCCGCCACGGCGUGGCUGGACGUGCGCUCGUGGCUCUCGCACGAGUCCGUGGACCUCGAGGGCUUCAACGAGUCCAUGAAACUCGUCCCGAAGCUCAUCGAGGAGCAGGUCGCGCAGGGCAUUCCCUACGAGCGCAUCUGGAUCGGCGGCUUCUCGCAGGGCGCUGCGUUGACGAUGGGCACCGCGCUGAGCUUCCCGCACCGCCUCGGCGGCUUCCUGUCGUUCUCCGGCCCGCCCAGCUACCGCUGGCUCGAGCAUACCGUGUCCGACGCCAACACGGGGGCGCCCGUCUUCCAAUCGCAUGGCACCAUGGACGAGGUCUUCCCUUCCAGCGGUGCGGAAGCUGUUCACCGGAGCUUCACCUCCCAGUACGGCUUUAAAAACCACCGCCUGAAGAUUUACGACGGCUUAGGGCACUCGAUCUCGCCCCAGCUGCUGGACGAUGCGCUGGCUUUUAUCAAGGCCAACCUCGACGCCGAGAAGCCGGCCCCGCGGCCCGCCCUGUGA